AUGUCAAUGGAUAUUGUUAUGAAGUCAGAUGAGCAGCCGUUCAUCUCUGCGCCUGUAUGCUUUAAAACGUUCGCAUUUUUCGCCAAAGCAUCCGCAGAGGAAUGCAAACUUCUCUUCGGGCUCCAACGCUCGAGAAAGUUUCCAGCAGGCCACGGGGCUCUCGGAGAAGAUCACGGAAGACAUUUACCGCCAAAUUGACGUCUCCCACAUUUCGUCGAUGGUCUUCAACAGAGAAAUGGACGGUGGCAUCGAGAGAAAUCGGCUCGGCUCGCAAGCGAUUCUGCUCGACGAGAACUCCAGGCGCCGCAAUCCACAGUUCAAAUCGAUCGCGCUCCGCUCUCCGCUACGAUCACAUCGAUCAUAGAGCGUUGGCAAGGAAAUCGCCUCAUCUGAUGCCUCCGACUUUUAUCAAAGAGGAAAUUAUGGAUGAUGAGCUCGACGAGGUGAAGGAAGAAGUGGUUUCCGUUGGAGAAGCCGCCUUGCCCACGCCAAAAGUCGAACUGAACAUGGACCAUCCGGAAAAGGACCUGAUCAUCAGCAUUUCCGUGUAUCUCGGCUACACCCGUACCCUUCAAUACCACGAGAUUCGCCUCGGACGUUUGAUGAAGAUCACGGAUCGGCUCGAGCUCACCGGAGAUCACACGCUUCGCGAUCUGAAAAACGCGUUCUCGUGCCCCAUCGAUUUCUCGUUUUCCGACGAUUUUAGCGAGAAAAAGCCGUCGUUCAAGGAUAUGGCGAAAAAUAAGUGGCCGUCGACGAUGUUCUUCAUUCAUGACACGUUUUAUAUAUAACUGGAAAUAAUUUAAUAUUUUUCGAACAAAUUUGAAAACUAUAAAACCAUCUUAUUUUGAUAAAACUCCGCCGCUGCUC
Caenorhabditis elegans is the source of this 870-nucleotide messenger RNA. The record is from the annotation of a RefSeq genome assembly. NCBI's taxonomy places the organism in Eukaryota, Metazoa, Nematoda, Chromadorea, Rhabditida, Rhabditidae.